Messenger RNA from Ambispora gerdemannii, 1062 nucleotides. The record is from the annotation of a GenBank genome assembly. NCBI's taxonomy places the organism in Eukaryota, Fungi, Glomeromycota, Glomeromycetes, Archaeosporales, Ambisporaceae.
AUGCCAAAUAUGACCAACGAUGAAAUAGUAAAAGGAGCUGCACGAAUAAUCAAACAGCAAGGACUAGCAUUGCUUGAUUGCGCCGAGAGACUACAACGAGGCGGCGAGAAUGCCGAUUCAUAUCGUAAAGCCAUUUACCAUCUUUUUCGUGCGUGUGAUCAAGGAGGAAAAAUAAUAGUGACAGGAGUCGGUAAAUCCGGAAAAGUUGGCGAAAAACUAGUCGCCACAUUACAAUCGACCGGCAGUUGUGCUGUAUUUCUACAUCCGACCGAGGCAUUACAUGGCGAUUUAGGAAUAGUGCAACCUGACGAUGCAGUGAUCGCAAUUAGCUAUUCGGGUAACACGGACGAACUGAUAAGGAUUCUGCCGUCAUUACGAUCACGCGGCGUAACCAUUAUUGGGUUAUGCGGAAAUAAACAUUCGCAGCUGGUCAAAGAAUCAGAUGCGUGGUUGGACGGGUAUAUAAAGAACGAGAGUUGUGCAUAUAUUCCCGCCCCGACAACUUCCACUACUCUUGCGAUGGCUGUUGGUGAUUCGGUCGCUGUAACAUUAAUGCAGUUACGAGGAUUCACACCACAACAUUUUGCUCUAAAUCAUCCUGGAGGCGCAUUAGGACGGAAACUAUUAUUAAAAGUUAAGGAUGUGAUGUAUAACGUGGCUGAUGUACCAACAGUCACAACAUCGACACCAAUGGACCAAGUGCUAAGCGAAUCGACACGAUUCAAAUGUGGCACGGUGUUAGUGUUGGAUGACGAUGAGGAUGUAGAAAGCACAAAUUCCGGAAUAAUUGAUGAUAACAAUAGCAACAGAAAAGUAAUUGGAAUAGUUACGAAAGAAGUGAUUCGAAGUGCAUUACAGCAGUUCCGAGCACAGUUGUUUCAACUCGUAGCUGCCGACUUGAUGACCACUGAUAUUGUCACAUGUUUACCUGAUGAUAUGGCUUGUGAAACGAAGAGGCUGAUAGAAGAACGUAAUGGUGACGAAGAGAGUUUGGGCGCGUUACCAGUUAUCGAUAAGACAAAUAGGUUGAAAGGAGUUGUGUUGUUGGAGGAUUUGGCUUAA